Molecule: messenger RNA, 2571 nt
Organism: Diversispora eburnea
Lineage: Eukaryota; Fungi; Glomeromycota; Glomeromycetes; Diversisporales; Diversisporaceae
Source: the annotation of a GenBank genome assembly
AUGGUAACUAGCUCAAGUACCUCAUCAGCCCAAGCACCAUCUAAUGAAGUACACGUCCGUUAUAAUGAUCAAACCAUUACUUUCAAUCGAGAAUGGUUAAAUGGCGGGGGAGUAAUUAAUGUAGAAGAUUUGAUAGGAGUUCUUAAACCAAAGUUGAGAAAGUUUAUUGAAAAGGUAUCAGAUAAAGUCAUCACCCUUCAUCGCGGGGAGAAUGAAGUCUUGGGUUCGGAAACUCUUAUCUCUGGAUUAUACAACACGGAAAAUCAAGCGUUGCAUGUUGUAGUUGAUGAAACAUUUCUUAUAAACUUAAUUGUGAAAGUACCUGGGAAAGAACUUCAUUUUCAUAAUCAACGCAUAAGUUCACUUAAUGACGUUAUUGCAUUCACUAAAAGAGAGGAGUCACUUGCACAAUUUAUCACUUACAAUACAAGUUUCCUAGGAGAUGAUAAACAAGCUCUGGAUCAACAACAUGUAGCGACGGCACGAGAAUCUGGUACCCUGAACAUUACUUUAUCUAGUCCAAAUACCAUAGAUACUGGAUCUGAAAUUCACAAAGAAAAUCUCGAAAAAGCAUUUAAUGUAGAUUAUGUGGAUCAUGAUGGAAUGAUAAAUAAAUUUCUGAUUUAUCUAAAUCGUAAGCACAAAACUUGGAAUAAUAAUACCAACCAUUAUGUUCCAUAUACUACGAUAUUUCAAAGUUCCGGAUAUGGAAAAUCGCGACUGAUUAAAGAAGUGGCUAAACAAAUACCCACAAUUUAUCUUUGCCUCCGGGACAUAACAAGUACUGGAUAUCCCCCACGUACAAGUGCUGGCGCAGAUCUAUUUGAACGAGUGAAUAAAGAUUUAAAGGAAGGAGAAGAGUGGAGAUUUCUCUAUAUUUUGCAGGCUAUUAUUGAAUGCUUCAAUGAAGAAUUAAUAACAUGUGGUUGUAACACUCAAAAAUUUUGGGAUAAACAGAUGGAUGCUUCAUUUUGUGAGAAAGUAUGGACCAAGAUUCAAGGAAGAUCAAAAAAUUGGAGAAAUAUACUUGAGAGUGAAGUAAAUAAUAAAUGUGACUUCAUAACUAAGAAUAAUCCAAGUGAUAAUGUUCGUUUUUUAUUUUGCAUUGACGAGGCUAGAGCACUUAUUUCACCAUCUAAGGGGCACAACAUUUCCCCUUAUAGAUUGUUUCGCAGGGCGUUGAGAAAAGUAAAAUGGAAUGGGUUUUUUACCUUACUUUUGGGUACACUAAGCAGGAUAUCAAAUUUUGUGCCACCUAAAUCUUUAGAUCCAUCACAUCGGGAUAUUGAUGACUUAUCUCUUGAAUUAUUCUAUCCAUAUUUUCGGCUAACCACAAUGGAUGCUUUGCAUAAAAAUAAUUCUGAAGAUGAGCAUAUAAAUUUGGCUAAAUAUGGUCGUCCGUUAUAUAUGUCAUACUUGCAAAGUUGUCCAAAUGACCCUCAAGCCAUUAAUAACCUUAUGAAUCUUCUCAAGCGAAAGCUGCUCGGAGGUGCAAAUCAUUUUGAAAAUAGUCGGAAAGAUAUUAGUAGCUUAGCAAUUUUAUCAUCUUUGAUAGGAUUAGAUAUCUCACCACAGUCUCAAUUGGCCUCAGAACUUGUUGCUUCACAUAUGGCUACCUGUCUUGCUGUAUCAGAAGAUAGAGAACAGUUAAUUAUUGUUUAUCCUUCUGAACCCUUACUAUCAGAGGCUGCUUUUGAAUUACUGUCUACUUCAGCAUUAUCGCAAAUAUUAAAUCAGUUUAGCACUUUACUUAAGAAAGGUAUUGUGGAACCUGAUCCCCGAGGAGAGAUUGUUGCACGAAUUAUUCUUGUUCUUGUGGCUAAUAGAUUGAGAUCACGAAAUAAUAGAGCAGAAAACAAUAUUAAAGAAUUUCUCCGGGAGCUUUAUAAUGAUAACUCUUUACCAAGUUUUAAUGGAAUUUCACAGGAACUGCUUGAUGGAACAGUUGCAUUUACUCAUUUUAACACAAUUGAUUAUAUACCAGAAAAGAAAAAUUUAAAACAGUUUUAUAUGAGAAGAUGUGCUUUUGUUAUGAAACGAAAUAAUCCUGGUGCAGAUAUUUGUAUUCCUAUCAAACUAACGACUGAAGAAUAUAGUGUUAUUCUUAUUCAAAUCAAAAAUAUUAAAGAUCAUAAGUUUGAUGAUAAAUAUCCUGCCUCAGCUAGAUCUAUGUUUAAUUAUGGUUAUGUAUUUAAAAAUUCUGAUCUAGAAAAAUAUAAUAAACCAUGUGUUUGUUUAUAUUGGCAACUUGGUUUUCAUGGACCUGGACAUUAUGCACAAGAUCCUGGACAAAUUACAGAAACUCGUCGACUGAAAACUGAUAAUUAUCAAACACUAUCUUUGUUUUGGGCUACUUCUGGAUUUAAUCAUUUUAAAAUAAAUGAUGAUAGGGUAUCCAAGAUUCUUCAAGAUAUUUUAGCUUCUCAUAUCUCACCAUUUAAUGCUGAAUGGAAAGUUAAUAAUGUAGAUGAAGGAGAUAAUUGGGAGGAGAAUGAAAUAAAAAUUAUGCAUCCUCUUGGAUAUAAUUAUGAAGGGUAUAAUUAUGAAAGUGAAAAUGAAAAUAAUGAGUAA